Nilaparvata lugens (brown planthopper) is the source of this 4087-nucleotide messenger RNA. Its product is annotated as zinc finger protein 184. The record is from RefSeq and is a predicted model, not a curated record. The transcript is spliced from 6 exons. Gene Ontology annotation, molecular function: RNA polymerase II cis-regulatory region sequence-specific DNA binding; DNA-binding transcription factor activity. The coding region runs from base 342 to 1895 and encodes 517 amino acids. Gene Ontology annotation, biological process: regulation of transcription by RNA polymerase II. NCBI's taxonomy places the organism in Eukaryota, Metazoa, Arthropoda, Insecta, Hemiptera, Delphacidae.
UUUUUCCCAGUAAUUUUUGAAAGUUGAAUUUUGUGUUCAAGGAGGUGCUGAAUUCUAGCGGAAAUUUUCAGCAUAAGAAAACAGCAAAGAGAAACAUAACCUAAAGAUAAUAAAAAGAUAACCUCCAAAUUUGGGAAUAUAGUAAACCGUAUUUUAUUUUGUAAUUACAACACAGUAAUUAAUUAACAGAUUAGAAAAAUAAGACACAUUUUAUUCGGAUUGACGGUUGAAAAUAUAUGUAUAGUUUUUAUUUUCAAGAAAAUUGAUAAUAGGUUCAACUUAAAAAUUUGUCAAUUAUACAUAGAAUGUAUUAAAUUUUACUCAUUACUUAGUGUAACAGUAUGAGUAAUCACUUGAAUGAGCUUGUUUUUAUGCUUGAUUCGUUUUUCAAAGGGUUGUCAGACGUUGGGUUGAUUCUAAGUUAUAACGUUCAAAUACAGAAAAUCUCUCUUGAAGAUGCUACAGUUUCAACCAGAAUAAAUAAUACAAUAUUACAGCUAAUCAAAAGGUUAAAGAAAAUGUAUUCGACUUUGUCUUGCUCCAAAGAUAAUAACGAUCUUGGAGAGGGGAGAAACUCGAAUAUCGAUGCCAGUAUUCUAGAGAGGAUAUUAAAGCAGGAAAACGCUUCAAAGUUGUCGACCAAUAGGAAUUGUGAACAAGGAAAAGCUGGAGAGAUUGUUGUAGCUUACCCUCCUUUUCCGUUGGCCGCUGCACGCAACAAAAGAUUCUUGUCUGAUGAACCCAUAGUUCAUAAUGCAGAAAUUAACAAAACCGAUAAAAACUGUACCGACAACCGUUUAGUAAAUGCAAAUUCCCAUCUGGAAAGGAAUGUGUCUGCCAUAGAGAAACAGCCAUCCUCAACAAACGCAGACCUCCCUGAUAAACUACUGAAACUUCUAGAUCUCGGAAAAACAGAGGAGAGAAAUGACACCUCAAAGUCCAUCGAAGUCUACAAUGUUGACUCAAUUGUCAUCUCUGAAGAAUCCCUGUGCAAUUGGAAUGCUCUCUAUAUAGCCAACAACACAGAUAAAGAUUCGGCAGAGAACAUUAAAGGAAACCAACUACAAGUUUCGACGACUAAUACCGACGUUACCACUAAAACAACCGACAAUUUGAUCGAUUUAAUAGAACGGGAUGACUAUAGGUGUGAUUUUUUGAGACAAAAUGUGGCAACAACCGUUUUGAUAGUGGAGUCAUUAGGUGAUAAGGAGCAAGAUAAGGAACGUUUAUCAGAUGAAAUAGUAGAGAUUCCUAAAAUCACACGUUCAGAGUGCAAUUUUGCUGUAAAAUUGGAAAACGAACAGUUUUUUUGUGCCAAGUGCAAGAUGAAAUUUGAAUCCAUUGAGCAGAUAGAGGAGCAUCGAAAAGCCCUGCAUCAAGGUUAUGGAAGCUUUGAGUGUUUGUUGUGCAACCAUCGGUUCCCCACUAGUGUAAAACUCGACAAACAUAUUAAAAAACACGACAAUCCGUUCAAAUGUACUGAAUGCGGCAAAAUGUAUACGACAAAAUUGGGUUUGACACGGCAUCUGGAUAUCCACGAAAAGAAGUUUGCUUGUGAUAUAUGUGGCAAAAGCUAUUCGAGGGCCGAUUACCUACCAAUCCAUAAGGCCGCGCAUGCUAAAAAGGUGUUCUUCUCUUGUAAAUCUUGUCCAAAGAAAUUUCUAUACAAGAGUCAAUUGAAAUCACAUGAAAAGAUGCACACAGGAGUUAAAGAUUUCAUUUGUGAGAUUUGCGAUAAAGGCUUCUCACGAAACGAUAAGCUGAAAGAGCAUAUGUUGCGGCACUACAAUAUCAGGCGAUAUGAUUGCAACGCUUGUCCCAAAACAUUCGCUGAGAAGAGGGAUCUCACUACGCAUAUCAAAGCGCAUCACAAUAGGACAAACAUUAGCAAAUGAAUUUCAUCAAUAGUCUGUUGAAAGUUUUAUUUAAUACUUAUUCAAUUAUAAAGUUUUAUUGACCGAACGAAGUGAGGUCUAAGAUUCAAGUCGACGGUUUGGCAUUUCUCUUAAUGUUUAAAUGUUUAUAUAUUUAUAUGUUGCGCAUUUACGGCGAAACGCGGUAAUAGAUUUUCAUAACAUUUGACAGGUAUGUUCCUUUUUAAAUUGCGCGUCGACGUAUAUACAAGGUUUUUGGAAAUUUUGCAUUUCAAGGAUAAUAUAAAAGGAAAAAGGAGCCUCCUUCAUACGCCAAUAUUAGAGUAAAAAUCAGACUAUAGAAUAAAUUAUUCAUCAUAAAUCAGCUGACAAGUGAUUACACAGAUGUGUGGAGAAGCCAGUCUAUUACUGUAUUUGUAUAAGAUCUAUAGUUUUAAUCAAAGACCUUGAAGAGGUAUGGAUCUUUAAGAUGGGUUUACACCAAAGUUAUUAACAAAAUGUUAAUAACUUAAUCCUUAUAGAUUCUAUUAGAUUGAACGCAAGUUGACAAACACACAUGUUCAUCAUGUGUAUGAUAAGUUAUGUUCAAUCUAAUAUAAUCUAUAAGGAUUGAGUUAUUAACAUUUUGUUAAUAAAUUUGGUCUAAUCGCAGCUUUAAAGUAUUUGGUUUCAAUAUUUUGUUUUGCAGUCAUGGUAUUAUUAUGCGUGUCCAUCAGUAUCAAUAUUCUCACAUUCGAAAAAACUAAUUUAAUAGGUGAUUAAAAAUAAUCAAAUAAACUAAAUAAUGCUGAAGAAAUUAUUAUAUUUUUGAUUGAAAAAAAUUAAUUUUUAUUAGAUGGAAAGAUUAUCACGGAACUGGAUGAAUAUUAUAUAAAUUCUGGAAUAGAAAUAUAUUCUAUUCAUUGUUUAAAUUAACAUAAAUAUUAAUAAAUUAUGGAAUACAAAUUCAAACGUGAACUGAUUUUGUUAACAUUUAAAACAGUUGACAUCAGGUACUUGUAGAUGAGAAUACUGCUUGAGGUCUACUGUUCACAGAACUACUAGUUUAAUUCGCAGAGAAAAGGGAUUUCAGAACGUAUUUCAAAGCGCGCCACAUUAGGACAAACAUCAGCAAAUGAAUUUUAUCAAUAUGCCAUACAUUUAUGUGAGAUGUUAAUAAUUAUUUAUGUGCAUUAGACCACACAUUUUUGAGCAUUUAUUCUUGCUUAUCGUUGACAAUUACUUCAGUUAUUAUUUGUAUUUUAUAUAAUUUUAUUGAUUGUAUAUUUCUUUCAUUUUUCAUCUUGUUUUAUUUCAAAUUGUAUAAUAUCAUAGCCACCUCUAAUACAAGGCCCCGGCCUACGAUAUUGCAAUGUCACAGUGUAGGCUUGGAAUCUAAUACAUGAUUGGUGAAAAAGAUUUUUAAAAAUACCAGCUAAUCUUUUUCACCAAUCAUGUAAUAAGGUGCGUACAGACUUUCGCUCUGCUCCGCAACCGAACGUCACUCCAGCAGAGCGAUUGAUGAUCGACCGGCGAGCAACAGUGGUUCGACCGGGGAACGCGAGAAGAUCUAACAUCUUCCAUAACGUUCAUGAUGGGUGCGUGGGCGGUGCGAAUGUGGUACGAUGGUGGUAUGAGGGCGGUGCGAGGGAGGAGCGUGCUCGGUGCUGGUUGGAAGCGCGAAUAUGUGUUCGCAGCUUUAGAUUCUAAGCCUACGCUGUGACGUUGCAAUAUCGUAGGCCGGGGCCUUGUAUUAGAGGUGGCUAUGAUAAUAUGCAUCAAGUACAGUAUUGUGUGAAGGAGACAAAAUUGGGUUUACACCAGUUGUCUCCAAUAAUAAAAAUCAUUAUUUUUAAAGACAUGUUUUAUAUUAAAAAAUGCAAUUGUCAUAAAAUGAAUCUCUAGUGAUGUGAGACUCACUUCAAAUGUCAGUAUUGUAUGAAUAGAAAGCAUUCAUGUUAUUUAUAAGGAAUGCUGACUGUUUAAAGUGAAUCUCACCAUAGACCCUCAACUUUUCACAAUGAUUAUUCAUUUUAUUGAGUCAUGUUAAAUUAUUAUUACAUUUAUAUGACGAGUUACUACAGGCCUUGUGAGAAAGUUAUUAUUAUAACUUACCAUUAUUCAUAAAAACAACAUACUCAUUAAUAAACCUGUGACUUACAACUGCUUUGCUUAUUUUUAUUGAAUUCAAUUCAAGUGUUACCUCAAUAAGAGGGUUGUUGUAAAGUUGAAUA